GGUUUAAGGAUAAGCACUUCAUACAGUUUAAACGAGUUUAGCUUGGCAGCUAUGCAGGCAAGCUAUCAAUUAUUAUUCGAAUGAAAGAAGAUAAAGGAGCAUAAUAUGUCUAUUACAAUCUAGUGACUUCAUCUCAUAAAUAUAGAAAGGCAUUUGGUGAUAAUAUAGAAGUAAUAUUUUAUUUUAUUAUCUUUUUAGUUUGCUUAACUCAAAUAUAUUGAUAAAUAAGUCAAUAAAAAUGAAAUCACUGUUGUUAUGAGAUUCUUACCUGUCAAUUAUUCUAAUGAAAAGUUACCUCUAUAAAAUAUCAGAAGCGAAGAAUUAUUUUAAUGUAUUUCAUUCAUUUUAUUAUUCAAAGACCAUGGAAUGAAAUAUGGAAUUUUUAAGACUUCUGAUUAUGAAAUUGCUGAAAACAUCAAAAAGAAAAUUAUUAGGUAAUUACUAAUAUAUAAAUUAUAAUAAGUCAUUUCUAAAACAAAAAAUAUAAUGAUAUUCACAUUACUAUUAAAGCUUAAAAGAAAUCUGCUAAAAAGGUCAAAGCAUUUUUAGAAGAUGAUUCAAUCAAUCCAAGAUCUUAAUUAGAAUUAAAAAUUGGAGUACCUUUGAGUCCAACUAAAAUACCUCCUCUUAUUGUCAAAGAAAUUGAAUAACCAAAAAUUAAACCUACUCUACUUCAACCAACUAUUUAGGCUAUGUUUUUAUUUUCUAAUUAUUAGAUAAAUUACUGUUCCUUAAGUUCAAAUUAAAUAGAUAAAACCAGCUACAAUUAUUGAAUAAAGUGAUCAGAAACUUAUAGCAAGAGCUGUUUAAUUAAAACCAGUCACAUUAAAUAUUGAUAGAGAAAGAAGCUCAAGGAAAAAAUGAUGAUUUAAUAAUAAGCAAUAUUAGCG
Messenger RNA from Paramecium sonneborni, 890 nucleotides. The record is from the annotation of a GenBank genome assembly. Lineage: Eukaryota; Ciliophora; Oligohymenophorea; Peniculida; Parameciidae.